UUGGUGUCAUCCGCCAUACUGGAUUGGCAGCUCCCCGCGAGACAACUUCCGGCUCACGUUGUACCUCCGUGUGUCACUACUGCCUUUGAGAAGUCCCUCGGGACUAGCGUGUAGAGGUCGAGCAUGUCAGAGAGCAACAGUGCACCAGACUCGUGGGAGGCGGCAGCUGACGACACCCCGGCCACACACGCCACCAACUUCACCACACUCAACGUGAACGCCCCGGUCUUCAUUCCCAACGUGAAUGCGCCAGAGUUCGUUCCCAGCUUUAUGAAGGAAGAAGGUGGCCAGACCCAACCUGCGGCGCCAGAUCCGCCUCCAGAGCCGGUAGCAGGUACGCCUGAAGAGUCGACCAUAAACAAUGACGGGGACAUCACAGCCGAUUCGUGGGAGGAAGCGGCUGAUGCUGCAACUCCAUCACCAACUCGUGAGACGCCUCCAAGCCCUCCCACGCCAGGCACGCCAGACGAGGAUGAUGAUGAGGACAGUGAUGAAAUAAAAAAGCCCAAGAAAAAGCCAUUAGAUGAAGAUGAUUCUUUACCUAAGAAAGAACCUGUUAAUGUUAUUUUUAUUGGUCAUGUGGAUGCUGGGAAAUCAACGAUUGGUGGUCAGAUUAUGUAUUUGACUGGAAUGGUGGAAAAGAGAACCUUAGAGAAGUAUGAGCGGGAGGCGAAAGAAAAGAACAGAGAGACGUGGUACUUAUCUUGGGCACUAGAUACAAAUCUUGAAGAGCGUGACAAGGGUAAAACUGUAGAAGUGGGUAGAGCGUACUUUGAGACGGAGCAGAAACACUUCACAAUCCUGGAUGCUCCGGGUCACAAAAGUUUCGUGCCUAAUAUGAUUGGUGGUGCCUGCCAAGCUGACUUGGCUGUUUUGGUUAUAUCUGCAAGAAAAGGUGAAUUUGAAACAGGGUUUGAAAGAGGUGGCCAGACGAGAGAACAUGCCAUGUUGGCCAAGACGGCGGGAGUAAAGCAUCUUAUUGUGUUGAUCAACAAGAUGGAUGAUUCAACAGUUCUAUGGUCAGAAAUUCGCUACAAUGAAUGCAAAGAGAAACUUGUUCCCUACCUCAAAAAGGUUGGCUUCAAUCCAAAUAAAGAUAUUAUGUUUAUGCCAUGUUCAGGACUCACUGGUGCUAACCUCAGAGAAUCUAUUGAUGAAACUGUGUGUUCGUGGUAUAAAGGUCCAGCAUUUAUACCAUACAUAAAUGACCUACCAGCUCUAAAUCGUAAUGUUAGUGGACCUUUCAUGAUGCCUGUGGUAGAUCGCUACAACGACAGAGGAACAAUUGUUAUGGGAAAAGUGGAAUCGGGAUGUUGCAAGAAAGGGGAUAGCAUCGUUGUUAUGCCAAAUAAGACUCCAGUCACAGUUGACAUGUUGUGGAGAGAUGAGGAUGAAACCGGGUCAGUAAACUGUGGUGAGAACGUCAAGGUGAAGCUACGAGGUGUAGAGGAAGCUGACGUUGCACCAGGGUUUGUUCUGUGUGACCCUAAUAACCCAUGCAAAACGGGAAGGAUAUUUGAUGCACAGGUUGUUAUCCUUGAACACAAGUCAAUCAUCUGUGCAGGCUACUCAGCGGUUUGCCACAUUCACUCGGUAGCCGAAGAAGUUACAGUAAAGUUACUUAUAUGCCUAAUUGACAAGAAGACUGGAGAAAAAUCUAAAGUUCGACCACGAUUUGUUAAACAAGACCAGAUUGCAAUCAUGAGGUUUGAGACGUCUGGAGUCAUUUGUAUGGAAGCUUUCAAGGAUCACCCACAGCUUGGACGGUUCACAUUAAGAGAUGAAGGUAAAACCAUUGCUAUUGGUAAGGUUUUGAAAGUAGUGGAGUAAUUUGUUGGACCAUGGCGAGCCUUCAGCUAAUAGCAUGUCGGACACCUGAAAACAUGAGUACUGAAGUUAUGUGCAAUGCCUUUCUUUAGAAAUUUUGCUCAUACCAGGAGCUUAAUGAAAUGUUAUCGAGAGGUUCAUUUACAUACGUCAGUCUCAAGAGAUCCAUAAAGCUAACCUCAAAAUGAAUCACAUGAAGGCAGAAGACUCGCACAAUUGGUCCAUCCACUAAUCAGCAGAGAGAAUCAAAGUGCGUGGAUGUCCUGCCAGAAUCUCCGCCUUUUCCCUCUACCUGCCAUGCUCAACCCUCGAAGACAAAUCCUCACUGCAAGAUUGCGUCUUUGUAUGCCCACAGUUGGCAGGCUGUUCAGAGAGAAAUCAUGGUGGAAGAAACGUGUAAAUAAGAUCAAUAUGGAUUGUCUCUUUCAUGCAUCUCUAUACAGAGAUUUCCUGAGAUAGCUUCAUGAAUGUGGUUUGUUGCGCAUAUUAGAAAGUGAUAAAGUUCUCAAUAGUUAUUGGUAAGAGUACAGUGAACUGGAAUCUGUAGGCAAUUGGAGGUUGAAUGCAUUGAAGGAUACCACUGAGCACACAGUAGGCUUAACAGGAGGCAAAUUUCUACUACCAAACCUCAUGAAGCAUGCUGACAUCACUUGUAAUGUAUUAUAAAAGUUUAUAAAGUAUAUUCAGAUCCCGUUUUUAAAUUAUUUUCAAGGGAUACAAAUUUUUAGACUGGGCAGUAAUAUACUGGGGAAAUUAAAAGAUCAGUGAAUAUUGCACUGUUCAUGCCAUAAUUUGUCUUGUUAAAAAAAAAAAUAUGUAUUUAAAAUUUAGUUUCAUGAGCCCUGCUAAAGCCUUCUUGUCAAGGCCUUGUGAGUAUCUUUUUUGAGGGUGAGAAGAAAUGGCAGUGGGUAUUCCUUCUUAUGUGAUAAAUAGCACGUUACAGGUACCACACGCAUCCUUACUUCUCCUCUGUGCCUGUGGUUGCACGUUUUAGUGUUAACAUGCAGUGGCUUAUAUAUGUGGUGGUUCUCCUCCUCGGAGUGUUACAGCUGUCCUUUCAUUCACACAGCUGGCCAGUGGCGGGCUGUCCGUAGUCCAGAUGGCACAGAGGAUGAGAAAUGGGACAUUGCCUGUGCAGUGUGAGCCCAGUGCUACUGCUAAUCUAGGAGUGGGGGCUCCAGAACUCCAUAGCUUUUUUGUAUUUUUUUUUUAUAAUAUAUAUUAUAUAUAUAGCCUUCACCUUCUGGACUGGGAAUGAGAAAAGUACUGGUGCUAUGGAGUGUACUGGGUGCCUUGCUCUUUUCAUAAUUCGUGGCUUGUUCAUGCUGCUAAAUUGUUUGAUUUUGUUAUAUUUGAGCUAUUAUAUGUAAUUCCACAUGGAAUUGCUAAUGGUUCCUUGUAUUAUUCAUAAUGCAAUUUUUUUUGUUUUGGCAGUUUAUUAGGCUUAAUGAAAAGAUAGGUUAGUAAAUCACAGAAUUUUUUGUAUUCCAAGAGCUGCCAGUAGCCCUUGUAUAAAGAGUUAUUUAUAUAUUUGCUGUUGCAAAUUUUUCUCAAUAACCCAAAAAUCUUUUUAUUGUGGUUAUCCUGUCUAAAUGGAAAACUUGUUCGAAUAUACAGGACGUGGAGGGUGA
This is a messenger RNA of Procambarus clarkii (red swamp crayfish), 3458 nucleotides long. RefSeq names its product eukaryotic translation release factor 3 (gene eRF3). Gene Ontology annotation, biological process: translation; nuclear-transcribed mRNA catabolic process, deadenylation-dependent decay; translational termination. NCBI's taxonomy places the organism in Eukaryota, Metazoa, Arthropoda, Malacostraca, Decapoda, Cambaridae. The record is from RefSeq and is a predicted model, not a curated record. Gene Ontology annotation, cellular component: translation release factor complex. Gene Ontology annotation, molecular function: translation release factor activity; GTP binding; GTPase activity.